AUGAACAGAAACAGUAAAAUGAACAGAAACAGUAAAGUGAGCAGAAACAGUGAAGUGAAAAGAAACAGUAAAGUGUACAGAAACAGUGAAGUGAAAAGAAACAGUAAAGUGAAAAGAAACAGUAAAGUGUACAGAAACAGUAAAAUGAACAGAAACAGUAAAGUGAACAGAAACAGUAAAGUGAACAGAAACAGUAAAGUGUACAGAAACAGUAAAGUGUACAGAAACAGUAAAGUGAACAGAAACAGUAAAGUGAAAAGAAACAGUAAAGUGAACAGAAACAGUGAAGUGAAAAGAAACAGUGAAGUGAAAAGAAACAGUAAAGUGUACAGAAACAGUAAAGUGAAAAGAAACAGUAAAGUGAACAGAAACAGUAAAGUGAACAGAAACAGUAAAGUGAACAGAAACAGUGAAGUGAAAAGAAACAGUAAAGUGAAAAGAAACAGUAAAGUGAAAAGAAACAGUGAAGUGAAAAGAAACAGUGAAGUGAAAAGAAACAGUAAAGUGAACAGAAACAGUGAAGUGAAAAGAAACAGUAAAGUGAAAAGAAACAGUAAAGUGAACAGAAACAGUAAAAUGAACAGAAACUGUAAAAUGAACAGAAACAGCAAAGUGAACAGAAACAGUAAAGUGAACAGAAACAGUAAAGUGAACAGAAACAGUAAAGUGAACAGAAACAGUAAAGUGAACAGAAACAGUAAAGUGAAAAGAAACAGUAAAGUGAAAAGAAACAGUGAAGUGAAUUGA
This is a messenger RNA of Biomphalaria glabrata, 747 nucleotides long. RefSeq lists its product as uncharacterized. The record is from RefSeq and is a predicted model, not a curated record. The transcript has a single exon. The coding region runs from base 1 to 747 and encodes 248 amino acids. NCBI's taxonomy places the organism in Eukaryota, Metazoa, Mollusca, Gastropoda, Planorbidae.